AAAUCAAGUUGACACACUCACACAAGUAAAUAACUAAACCCCAGGACAGAUAAACAAAACAAUUUUUUAAUUUCAGGAGAGAGAGAAGUAGAGCUAAGAAGAUGAGUGAAAGAGGUGGGAUGAUGGGGGUUGAGACGGUGAUAUAUAUGAGUGAUUAGAUGGUAUAGAUAUUUGUGAUGACAGAGAGAUGUUGAGGCCAAGUAUAUCCCUAGUUGCAAGUCAUGAUAUGAAUAUGAACCCUAAUUUUCCAAAUGACAGAGAGAUGUUGAGUGAAAGAGGUUUUGCAAGUCAUGAUAUGAGCAUGAGCCCUAAUUUUGCAAAUGAAGGAAGCUCGGACUCUGUUUCUGAUUUUCAUGCUGAACAAGUAAACAGAGAUACGAAUGAUGCUCCCCCUCUUGAUGAUGUUUGCCCAAUCUGCUUUGAUGUUUUUACUGUUCCUUGCAAGACUAAUUGUGGCCAUUGGUUUUGUGGUAGUUGCAUCAUGCAGUUCUGGCAUUACAAGGCCACGGUUAAGAGAUGCAAGUGUCCCAUUUGUUCUCGCCUGAUCAGUGUUUUGACACCAGAGGCGUGCUUAUUGGGUCGACAAGAGAAGGAAGUGGUUGAUGUCUUGAAAAAUGUACACAGGUACAAUUGCCUUUUUCAAGGUGGCUUUGGUGGACUUCUGCAGAAUGUACUUGCAAUUCCAUUUCUCAUCAAGAGGAUCUUCCAGGGACUGAUGGAUCCUGAUAGGUUCAGAAUUAACUACUAUACUGCACGCUUGUUUGGUUUGAUGUUGGGUGUGUUGUACAAUAUCAGCCCCUUUAACUUCAUUCCAACAGGAGGCUACGCUGCUCAUAGGGUUUUUGAGCUUUGUGCAAUACUUCUGGUGGUGGUCCUGUGUUUCAUAGGCCUUUGCUGUAGAGCAAUAUCUCGAAGACGCUGGCGGCGUUUAGUAGCUGCUCAUAAUUGGAAUGAUUUGUAGCUUAAAGUGUAUUUUUGUUGUCAUAGACAGAUCAGGCAUUCUGCAGCUGCUCGUAAUUGAACCAAAUUGCAAUUUGGCACUCUCCAAUAUUGUUAUCGGAAGAUCUGAUAGUUUUUGGAAUGACAAAAUGCGUAGCAGAGGUUACAUCUACUCUUCCCUUUCAAUUCUCGAUUACAUGGAAACCUGGUUAUAUAGCCUAUGGAUGUUCUCAAGUGCAAUUCCAUUUUAUGAAGAGUUGGGAAAAGAGUAACUUCGUUAGAUGGACAAUGGAAAUAAUAUUAGUUUCCUGAUUAUAGAGAGUAGACGGCUAUGUAAAAAAUGUUUUUGUGUCCAAAUUGUUUUCUGACUGCCGAAAUAUAUCGUGGACUCCCUAGUUAAAUUUGUGACUUUGUUCUUAUUCUUAUAGGCUCGAUAUCGAUUUCGUCGAUUUCGAUGUCGAUGUUGUACCUUGUAUUUAUUACGAUACGGAAGUGCUGCACAGCAAUUUGGUUCGA
Molecule: messenger RNA, 1455 nt
Organism: Daucus carota subsp. sativus
Lineage: Eukaryota; Viridiplantae; Streptophyta; Magnoliopsida; Apiales; Apiaceae
Exons: 5
Coding region: 188-961 (257 amino acids)
Molecular function (GO): ubiquitin protein ligase activity
Source: RefSeq, a predicted model, not a curated record